Molecule: messenger RNA, 1444 nt
Organism: Lotus japonicus
Lineage: Eukaryota; Viridiplantae; Streptophyta; Magnoliopsida; Fabales; Fabaceae
Product: cysteine synthase
Exons: 11
Coding region: 302-1279 (325 amino acids)
Cellular component (GO): cytoplasm
Molecular function (GO): cysteine synthase activity
Source: RefSeq, a predicted model, not a curated record
GUUGUCUACAUUCAUUCAUUUUUUAUUUGAAACAGUCUACAUUCAUUCAUGAAUUUCCAACGAGUUUGUCAAAUUGAUAAAGAUGAAUUAGACGUGCAAAAGAUGGCAAUAACAUAAUACUGCUAAUCAUUCCAGCCAAAUCACACAAGAAAACAAGCGAAGUCCCUCACACACAGCACAUAGUCACACACAUUGUUUUCCUCGUCUUCUUCAUUAUAUAACUCUUCUCAGCGUUCUCUGCCUGGAUAAGGUUCUUGCUGUUCUGUUCUGUUCUCUUGAGAAUUGCAGUGCUUUGCUGAAAAUGGCGGAAGAGAAGACUACCAUCGCUAAUGAUGUCACUGAAUUAAUUGGCAACACUCCAUUGGUAUAUCUCAACCGUAUCGUAGAUGGCUGUGUUGGUCGAAUUGCUGCUAAGCUGGAAAUGAUGGAACCCUGCUCUAGUGUCAAAGACAGGAUAGGAUAUAGCAUGAUUGCAGAUGCUGAAGAGAAGGGGCUCAUUAAACCGGGUGAAAGUGUCCUCAUUGAGGCUACGAGUGGAAACACUGGCAUAGGUUUGGCAUUCAUGGCAGCUGCUAAAGGUUAUAAACUUAUUAUAACCAUGCCUUCUUCUAUGAGUCUAGAAAGAAGAACCAUUCUUCGAGCUUUCGGAGCUGAGUUGGUGCUCACAGACCCAGCCAGGGGUAUGAAGGGAGCUGUUCAGAAGGCUGAGGAGAUACGGGAAAAGACUCCCAAUUCUUAUAUUCUUCAACAGUUUGAAAAUCCUGCCAACCCAAAGGUCCAUUAUGAGACCACUGGACCAGAAAUUUGGAAGAGCUCCAAUGGGAAGGUUGAUGCUCUUGUUUCUGGGAUAGGGACUGGAGGUACAAUAACAGGUGCUGGGAAAUAUCUGAAAGAGCAGAACCCUGGUGUCAAGCUAUAUGGUGUUGAACCAUCUGAAAGUGCAAUACUGUCUGGAGGGAAACCUGGCCCUCAUAAGAUCCAAGGAAUUGGUGCUGGAUUCAUCCCUGGCAUUUUGGACGUUGAUAUUCUUGAUGAAGUUGUUCAAGUUUCAAGUGAAGAAGCUGUUGAAACAGCUAAACUUCUUGCUUUGAAAGAAGGUUUACUGGUGGGGAUAUCAUCUGGUGCUGCGGCUGCCGCUGCAAUUAAGCUUGCAAGGAGGCCAGAAAAUGAUGGAAAACUCAUUGUUGUGGUCUUCCCAAGCUUUGGAGAGCGUUAUCUUUCAUCUGUGCUCUUUGAAGCUACCAAGCGAGAAGCAGAGAGCAUGGUCUUUGAGCCUUGAAUCAGAAAAAUCAUCAAUCUUUUGCUGCUUAGUCUCAGUUUUAUUUUCUCGUUGGUUCUUGUGAAAUAAUAUUAUCAACUUGCUCAAGUUGUUAGGAAGCGUGCUCAUAAACAUUGAUUAUUUAGCAGAUCAUGAAUGCCAAGAACCGAUCCUGUACUUGUAUUA